AUGUUCGGUGAAAAAGUAAUUGAAUUAUUAAAAGAAUCUGAGAGAAACCGGGAAACACUGAGUCCUUUCAAUGAUGAAAUGAUUCGUCAAAUAAUUGAAGAAAUGCACAUUUUGUUUAAAUUGAACAUGAAUGAUGCAAAUGCAACCUCAGAGAAUAAGUCAUUGUGGACAACUGUUCAGGUUCGUCAUUCAGCACUAGAGCGCAAUAAAAGGUGCCUAUUAGCUUACCUGUAUGAUCGCAUUAAUAAAAUCAAAACUCUGAGAUGGGAGUUUGGCUCAGUCCUACCUCCAGAUAUAAGAGAAUUAUUAUCUGACAGUGAAUAUGAUUGGUUUUCUAAAUAUUCAACCAAUUUAGCAACAUUUAUGAGGUCUUUGGGCCAAGAUAUUGGUUAUAGUGGUAUUGAUCUAACAGAGAAUUUGAGACCUCCUAAAUCAUUGUAUAUUGAAGUGCUGUGUAUAACAGAUUAUGGAAAAUUAGAAUUGGAAGAUGGUGAUGUUGUUAUGUUGAAGAAAAAUAGUAGACACUUCCUGCCUACAUCUGAGUGUCAAACACUUAUACGACAGGGUAUUUUAAAACAAAUUACAUAG
Pieris macdunnoughi is the source of this 588-nucleotide messenger RNA. The record is from the annotation of a GenBank genome assembly. NCBI's taxonomy places the organism in Eukaryota, Metazoa, Arthropoda, Insecta, Lepidoptera, Pieridae.